Blepharisma stoltei is the source of this 534-nucleotide messenger RNA. Lineage: Eukaryota; Ciliophora; Heterotrichea; Heterotrichida; Blepharismidae. The record is from the annotation of a GenBank genome assembly.
AUGAAAAACUCCAUUAAAACAGAUUUUGAAAGCACAAGAUCUCAGCCAGUUUUACCAGCACUAUCCCCUAAAUCUCAGCCUUCAAUAGACAACUUAGAUAAAAACCAAAAAUUAUUAAUCCACCACCGUGACAUUAAGCAUUCCCCAAGACUUUUGCCUGUUUGUCCUCUAAAACUCAAACUCCCAGAAGCCUGCUUAAACUUUCAGUUUAAAAUAGAAGGGAGCUCAAAAUCUCUAUGAGAUCCAAAUAUAGUAUUUCUACCACCUAUUAAAAGCCCAAAUAAUAUAAAAUCUGUGCCUCUCCUUGAAAAGUCAGUAAAAAAGGUGUGUUUUGCAGCCAAGAGCAUGAUAUCAAAACAACUCCAAGUAAACAGUUCCAAAAAUCUGCCACACAUUGCUUCUUUUGAGAAAGUUGCAUUAAGUCUCAGAAUUCCGAACGCUAAUCAGAGCGCACGCAUUAGUAAUGAAAUGGUGAAGAAGAAAAGACAAAUAUUUAAUAGAACCUCCGAAAAUGAGUAUUCAUUUGGAAAUUAA